UGGAGUGGAGCAGCUGUUGUUGCCGACUCUUUCCUCCUCCCCACGGUCCAGUCAGCUGGUUGAUUAGGCCAUCGGCCCUCAAGCCGAGACCUGUCUCUUAUUUAGUUCUGGGGAGUGCCUGGCCGACAUGAGUGAUGUAGAGGAGAACAACUUCGAGGGCAGAGAGUCUCGCUCUCAGUCAAAAUCUCCAACGGGAACUCCUGCUCGUGUAAAAUCGGAGAGCAGGUCAGGAUCUCGUAGUCCAUCAAGAGUUUCCAAACACUCUGAAUCCCAUUCUCGAUCAAGAUCAAAAUCCAGGUCGAGGUCAAGGAGGCAUUCUCAUAGACGUUACACUCGAUCCAGAUCCCAUUCUCACUCUCAUAGGAGACGAUCUCGAAGUAGGUCCUAUACACCAGAAUACCGGCGUCGCAGGAGCCGAAGUCAUUCUCCAAUGUCUAACCGGAGAAGACAUACAGGCAGCAGGGCAAAUCCAGAUCCCAACACGUGUCUAGGAGUGUUUGGCCUCAGUUUGUACACAACAGAGAGAGAUCUUCGCGAAGUAUUUUCUCGAUAUGGACCGUUGAGUGGUGUCAAUGUGGUUUAUGACCAGCGAACUGGACGAUCACGAGGAUUUGCUUUUGUUUAUUUCGAGAGAAUAGAUGACUCAAAGGAGGCUAAGGAAAGGGCAAAUGGAAUGGAGCUGGAUGGUAGAAGAAUUCGUGUAGAUUAUUCUAUCACCAAGAGAGCGCACACACCUACACCAGGCAUAUACAUGGGCAGACCAACUCACAGUGGUGGUGGAGGUGGUGGUGGUGGUGGAGGUGGAGGUGGAGGAGGUGGCAGACGUCGAGAUUCUUACUAUGAUAGAGGAUAUGAUCGUGGGUACGACAGAUAUGAAGACUAUGAUUACCGGUACAGAAGAAGAUCGCCUUCUCCUUACUAUAGUCGAUACAGAUCACGAUCAAGAUCUCGUUCCUACAGCCCAAGACGCUAUUGAUAAACAGAGUGGUUGCAGUUGAAGACAUCUUUUUCUUUCUUUUUUUUCCCUUUCUCUUUUUUUGUUUAAUUCUGGAUUUCCCCAAGCUUCUAAUCCUUCCUACUCCUUAAAAAGAACCCUUACAAACAUCUUUGGUUUAUUUAGCAUCUACACUUUGUCGAUUGUAUUGCUGUUUUCACCCCUUUUAUUAUAUUCUUAAAGAUGUAAUUGUCAUUUUGAGUAGUGAAGCAUCUUGAGUAAAAAAGGAACCCCCAGUGUUA
Messenger RNA from Lagenorhynchus albirostris (white-beaked dolphin), 1236 nucleotides. Its product is annotated as transformer-2 protein homolog alpha-like. Gene Ontology annotation, cellular component: spliceosomal complex. Gene Ontology annotation, biological process: positive regulation of mRNA splicing, via spliceosome. NCBI's taxonomy places the organism in Eukaryota, Metazoa, Chordata, Mammalia, Artiodactyla, Delphinidae. The transcript has a single exon. The record is from RefSeq and is a predicted model, not a curated record. The coding region runs from base 128 to 976 and encodes 282 amino acids. Gene Ontology annotation, molecular function: RNA binding.